AUACCAGAAGAUGUCUUGCAAGAGAUGCUACCGUUCAUGAACAUCCCCUCUCUUCUGGCGUUCGCGAAAAAUUCGCCGGUGUACGAGCGUUGGGUGAUAACACACCUCGACCUUUCACUCAACAAUGCGCUUCGUAUGUUUGUGGACGAUCCGCGCGGCUUACGCUCCCUCAUGCGUCUGCUCGGCGCGGUCAUCUCCGGCUCCUUCGCGCUCGCAUUCAUGGUCAGGGACGACAACCUCCGGUUCACCCCGAACGACCUGGAUGUCUAUCUUCCUGCCCAGUACGGCCGACGCUUCGCGCAGUACCUCGUGGACGUCGAGGGAUACGCUGUAGUGGGUCAGACUCGGCUGCCGUAUGGUAUGGCACACGAAGUCGUGCUCGCCCUCGGGAAAGGCUCUUCCCGCAUCGAGGUCAUCCCGUCCACGUCCGGCAGCGCCCUCCUUCCUAUCGCCCAUUUCUGGUCGUCACACGUCAAGAACUUCAUCUCCGCGGACACCUUCUGUGUCGCCUACCCCGAACAAACUUUCAAAGGCCGUGGCCUGCUAUCG
This is a messenger RNA of Trametes versicolor FP-101664 SS1, 549 nucleotides long. RefSeq lists its product as uncharacterized. The record is from RefSeq and is a predicted model, not a curated record. The annotation marks the transcript as partial. The transcript has a single exon. Lineage: Eukaryota; Fungi; Basidiomycota; Agaricomycetes; Polyporales; Polyporaceae.